Messenger RNA from Fulmarus glacialis (Northern fulmar), 591 nucleotides. It is a transcript of the gene RFC5, whose product is annotated as replication factor C (activator 1) 5, 36.5kDa. Gene Ontology annotation, molecular function: DNA clamp loader activity; DNA binding. Lineage: Eukaryota; Metazoa; Chordata; Aves; Procellariiformes; Procellariidae. The record is from RefSeq and is a predicted model, not a curated record. The transcript has 6 exons. The annotation marks the transcript as partial. Gene Ontology annotation, cellular component: DNA replication factor C complex; nucleus. Gene Ontology annotation, biological process: DNA-templated DNA replication; DNA repair.
GAAAGGCUUCAAGCUCGUCAUCUUGGAUGAAGCCGACGCCAUGACCCAGGAUGCUCAGAAUGCCUUGGUGAGGGUCAUCGAGAAGUUCACAGAAAACACCCGCUUUUGCCUCAUCUGCAACUACCUCUCCAAGAUCAUCCCUGCCUUGCAGUCCCGCUGCACGCGCUUCCGCUUCGGCCCCCUCACCCCGGAGCUGAUGGUGCCCCGGCUGCGGCACGUCAUACAGGAGGAGGGGGUGGAUGUGACUGAGGAUGGGAUGAAGGCUCUGGUGACCCUCUCGAGCGGUGACAUGCGCAGAGCCCUCAAUAUCUUGCAGAGCACCACCAUGGCUUUCGGGAAGGUGACUGAGGAGAACGUCUACACCUGCACGGGACACCCCCUCAAGUCUGACAUUGCCAACAUCCUCGACUGGAUGCUGAAUCAGGACUUUUCCACCGCCUAUCGCAAAAUCAUGGAGCUGAAGACGCUGAAGGGCUUGGCCCUGCAGGACAUCCUCACCGAGAUCCACCUCUUUGUGCACAGAGUCGAUUUCCCACCCUCGGUCCGCAUUCAGCUGCUGAUCAAAAUGGCAGACAUCGAGUAAGUGUCUGC